AUGAUUAAGGCAAUAUUACAAAUUUUGGUUGCCUUAUUGUUGUCCACAACAAUCAUUGAAUCAGUGAAGAUUGGAAUUUCAAAACCAGUAAACACAGUUGAAAACGUUACAACUGAAACAAUUGAAACUACGACAUUAGAAACUACAACAGCUGCUACUACAACAACAACUACGGUUAAGAAUGUCCAAACAACGAAAUCAACUCCAUCUUCGACACCGAUUCCAGUUUCGUCAACUUCUGCAACAACAUCCACAACAACAAUACCACCAUCAAAAAAUGAUUCCCAAACAAGUUCGAUGAGAAAUAAAGAUAUCGUUCGAUCGGGAUAUUACUGUUCUUGUGAUUUGAGGGCAUAUUUUUGUGAUAUAAAUUGUUGUUGUGAUAUUGAUUGUAUUCCCGAGGAACUGAAUUCAUUUGAUUGUCAUAGAGAAAAGAAUGAAUUGGAGGAUUUUAAUUAUGAGCAAGGAUUGCCACCCUGCAGGAUAAAUGAAGGCUGGCUUUGUGUAUUUCGCACAAACAUUGAUACUUCCAAGAAUAAGCACCAGAACUACAUUUUUGACAGAUCAAGUUUUCGCGAAUGGCCGCAACUUUUGUUAGAAGAUUUUGAGUUAGCAAAAGAUCGAAGCUUUUAUAAAAUUGGAGAGCCCAUUUUAAUUUACAAUUUCGAACAAAAUGAAAUUAUUGAAUUCGAACUUCCAUUUUCUUUUAAUGGUCAUAAUUGCAAAAUCUACGAAUCUAUCCGCCAUUUGAAAUCAAAGAAAACUUUUUGUCAUCUUACAUUGGAGAAAGCAAAACAUUUUGAGACCACGUUAUUUCAAAAACUUUGUACAUCUUUUCUACUUCAAAAACCAAAUAUUGAAAUUCCUUUGGACGGUAUCAUCAAAGAAACACUUACAGAAUUCGUUCCAAUAACACUUUUUCGUUGCAACCAGGAAUAUGAUUGUAUUCCAGUAGCAGUCAAUAACUCUUUUUUCGAUAAUUUGGAUGAAACAGAAUACAGCAAUUUGAUUGAAACAAGACUUAUCCACAAUAUAACAAAUUUAAUCAGCUGUGAAGUGUUUUUUAUUCAGUCUGAAGAAAGGACCAACGAAGUUUGGUUGCAAUAUGAAGUUAAGUUUGUACAAAUUAAUGAAACACAAGAAAAUACUUUGAAUGUUAGUGGCCCAUUGGGUUACACUUCUGGAAGUCCACUUAUAAUCGGUCAGAAAGUGCUUUUGAACGAAUCAGCAGAAAAUGUGGAUUCAAAUCGUAUCCUAAGCUACUUCCAUGCUAAUAAAACUCAAGAAAUACAUAUUCAUGUGCCUAGACGUAGUCAAAACCAAUGCAAAGAAAGCUCAUUGGCAGUGAAUUUUGGCGAAAGCAUUUUAGUGCAGUGCUCGGUAGGACUUGAUAAUUCAACUGAACUAACGAGCGAUACCAAUUUUACCAAAGUGUGUGAAGAGUUGCAAAAUCGUUCCUUCAAACACUUUCAAGUCGAAAACAUUCAACGCCUUCAAGAUGACUUUUUUAUUUCUACCCUGGGUUAUCCUAUCAACAAGACUGAUUACUGGACAAAGGUCGAAGUAAGGAAUUAUGAACAUUUGCCGGUAAUGGGAGUGUUUUUGAGCAAAGAAGAUUCAUUUAUUUGCCAAAAUAUGAUUUUGGGUGUGAAAUAUGAAUUUUUGAUUGUUAAAGACGAAGUUCAUGGUGUUCGUCAUCAAAAUCUUGUGAAAGCAGCAUCAAUUGAAAUGGGAAAAAGACAUGAUUUGCAAUUUCAGCUAGACGAGGCAGUUUCUAUUCCGAUAACAUUUUCAACUAUAUUCCACGAUCUUCAAGAAACUAACAAAGCAGUUAAAUUGUCAGUUCUCUGUAUAAAAUGGCUUAUAAGUCUUUUAGUUUUAAUUUAUUUUGAAAAUUAUAAAAAAAUGUGUUAAAAUAAAAAAAACCAAUAAAAAAUGAUCUGAAUUUACAAAUUCAAUUUAAAA
Episyrphus balteatus (marmalade hoverfly) is the source of this 1965-nucleotide messenger RNA. RefSeq names its product tectonic. NCBI's taxonomy places the organism in Eukaryota, Metazoa, Arthropoda, Insecta, Diptera, Syrphidae. The transcript has 3 exons. The record is from RefSeq and is a predicted model, not a curated record. Gene Ontology annotation, cellular component: ciliary transition zone. Bases 1 to 1914 code for a protein of 637 amino acids. Gene Ontology annotation, biological process: cilium assembly.